CCAAAACACGGUUGCUUUUGCUAGAACAUGAAAAUUUAGUUAUUUACUGUAAUUUACUGUGAUGCAUUGAUGUAUUUAUGACAAAGUGUGAGAAUAAACAUCCAAUAAAAAUUUAAAUAAUAUACAACCAAUUAAUAUUUUAUAGUUUCAUAAGGUGUUCAUUUUUAAUUUAUAAAACUCAAUGCGGUCUUAUCUAAUGUAUUUAUAUUAAAUUAACUUUAAGAAAUAUACACACAUAAGCUAUUUUUUUAAAUUUUAAAUAGAAUUACUUCGCGUGGAAAUUAAUUCAGGAUGGUCCGUAAUAGUGAAAAUUCUGCGAGAAAAUUAUUAGCUGACCAUCCUGAAUUAAAUUUCACGUGCAGUAGAGCCGUUCAUUAAUUUUAAAUGAAAUAACUUUUUUCUAAUAUUGGUCAAAUUAUAAUCAAAGUCCUAUAGUUACACCUUUAACUUUAAAGCGCUUGUAUCUCAAGGUUCAUGUCAAGAUCAUAUUUUGUUUCAAAUUUUCUGACUAAUAAUAUUAAUGCGGGAAGAUUUUAAAAUUAAUUAUGCACAUAACUAUAGGUAUAGAAGGAAUUAUUGAAAAAAUGAUGUAAUAUUGCACUAACCUGGCUGUGAAUAGGAAGCGUUUGGUCUUGCAUAAUGUCAAGUGAACUUUAGCCGACAGACGACAGUUUUUUCCAGAGAUAGAGGUGUCACGCAGUGGAAGCGUGUUGUGCGCUAAUGCUGUUACGGUGUGCUCUGAAGGCAUUAUCCACGUUAUCGCCUGAUAUCUCAGAACCUGUAGCUUAGGAAAUUAACCAUCUGGCAUAUCAAGAAACUGCACGGAAUAUGGAUCAAUUAGCAAAAUUGUGAGAUUGAUAAAUUAAUUUUACAGCGAUGAACAUGAGCCUUAAUAAUUAUUCCAAAAAAUGUUCUCGUGUGCUCUAUAAGUAGAAAGCAAUUGCAUUUUUUACUAUAGUUAUUUAUGGCAAAUAACAAUAGUUAAUUAAUUUUCUAUUAUAGGCGAUCACAGCACGCUGCAUCACCGAUUAAUUUUUCUUUGAUGUGAAGCGCCUGUUUAUCAUUGUCGCCGCUUCUGCCCUCACCCCGUCUGCAGAUAAGAAAGUCGCAAUUGUCGCGCGGAGAGCCGCAGUUUAGGGGCUGCGUUCCAUCGGGAAUGAAAUUGAUCGGCGAGCCAGAUUUCGGCCAGGGCCACAGGCUGCUGCUCAUUUUCUGCGCCUUCUGCGGUCAGAGUUUUCUUAGUCUGACAGGAUGGCGAGCCUUCCUGAUGAAGACGCACAAAUUUACCACUGAUUUUAUCACAAUCGCAUUUCUUGCUCUGGGAACCUACAACUUGUACCUAAGCUUUCACAAGUUUUCUCUGUUUCUCUACUUCUGCGCUGGUUACAUUACCAUCUCAGAGGCCGUCUUCAGAAGCGCUUUUGUCGCAAUUAGGGAGAGAGAAUUGCUCGAGUAUUCAGUAAAAAUACAACAUUUCUUAAACCACCCGUAUGUUCAAGCCCACAAGAAAGUUAUAUCGAGGAAGCUGUCGCGCUGGCUGCUUUUCUUAAUUGUAUAUUUCAUGUUUAUGUUCGGCACCGCCUUGUACUUGAACGCUGCAGCCAUGAAUUCAACCAUGCACAAAGAAAUCGCAGCAAAGAGUUCGCAGCAUCGGUCAUUUGACAUCGUGGUCGGUCUUUCCAAGGUCCUCUCAGUCUUGAGCGGCCUCAUCUAUUUUUUGCCUCAGGAGCUUUGUGCCACCCUCAUCGUCCUAACCUGCUACUUGUACUCCUUCUUCAUGAUUGGUCGGCUUGUGUCAAUGGACCUCAUUUUCUUUUCGUGGUACUUUAACUUCCUGGAAAGUUUUGCUUUGCUGACGCAACAACUGCCGCUGGCCAUAUCGAGGGACAAAAGAGUACAAAGAGUGUCAUUGAAACAGUGGCUCUUAUUCCAGCAGGAUCUCUCAAGAUUUCUUUGUGACAUCAACAGAUUUCUUUCGCCAGUAAUUGGAGCUGUGGUGGUUCUAAGCGGCUUCAAAAUAUGCCUAUUAGCGAUCGCGUGUGUUAAAAUGGCGUUUGAAUUCAACUCAGCGUACAUGAUCCUUUCCGGCGUGAUGCUGGUUCAGAGGGUAUUUCUUUACUGCAUGAUGGGGCAGCAGAUCAAAGAAAAGAUCAGUGCGUUGCACGCCACCGCUUUCCGCAGCUCGUGGUUUGGGGCAAAAAAGCGUUUGCAAAACGCGGCACUAAUGAUUUGCUCGGCGGCCAACGAAAGAGCCGGUCUAACGCUUCCGGGUAGUCCGUUCUUCGCCCUUUCGCUCGAGUUUUUCGCCACGGUUAUGAGCGCUGUUUUUACUUAUUUCAUCGUGAUCAUUCAAAUACAAAAAUGAGCUGGUCGAGAUGAAUCAAGGAGUUAUGAAAAAACACAACUAUUGAAAAUGCCAUGCGGUUCUCAUCCCAUUUAACGCCGUAAAAUUUUCCCUGAAAACACUGAUAUCUAAGUUAUAUAAUCAUUUGAGUUAUUGAGAGCUAGAAUCCUUUUUUUCCUUUGGUAAAAUGUAAAAAAUAUAUGUCAUAUUCAUGCUGUAAAAAAUCAAUAAAUUUUUUAAGAUUCAUUAACGUGAUGUAAAAUCCAGCUAAAUAUUCGCUGUUUAUUUCUAUUUUCCUCAAUCCAUAGAUAAUGAUGACAGUGUAAAAAGUAUUGAUAAUCGUAUGCUCUCUACCAUAGAUAAUAGAAUAGUUUUAAUCAAUUAACACGUCCAGAUAGUUUUUUAACAGUAAGUAUUUAUAUGAUGCACAAUCUGCGUCAGUGAUUCACACAAUAGUUUGAGAACAUCGCAUAUAUAAUCUCCAUUUUCUACCAGCCAUCUGCUUGAUGUUUACCAUUUCUGCUAUCUAUCAUCUAAUAAAUGCCAAAUAGAAGCAAAUCACCAAAGCAUUUCUUAUGCAACUGGCUCAAAGCUUUACUGCGAUGGAGUUGAUUAAGAAUUCAUUUGUGAAGCUCAUGCAAGCUUUCCACAACAAGGGAAAAAGCAAGCUCCAUGGAAGAUGCGUACGGAUUGUGCUGUUAUUGAACGCUCUCCUGGGAUUCCCCUUCGCAUGGAGUGUUUUGAACGUGAAGCACCGCUCCUGCCAGUACUACCUGUGGAGGAUCACCUUCGUUUUCAGCAACCUAUCGAUGAUCGCAUACACCCAUCACUCUCUCCAUUAUUUCGCACUGAUGGUCAAGAAUGACAAAUUGGAAAUAUCAACCCUUGCGUUUGUCGUUGCGAGCAGCGUCAGCGUCGUUUUAACAUUCGUCAAAUCACUGUGCGCUAUUUCCAAACACUCGAAAUACGUGGCUCUUUUCAAGUUCAUAAAAACGUGUGAUCAGAUCGAUGCCAAGAGCACCUUCAAAGCUGCCAAAAAAUGCAUUGUCUACCUUAUUUUCCACGCGGUCGUAUUUGCCGCAUUCUUCAUUAUCACUAUUAUUAUGGCCUUUCAGUUAAUAGAUGUGCUCUUUGAUAAAAGGUAGGCCUGCGUUUGAAAAAUUGAAAACGUUUGUUUUAUAUUAAUUUAAAUUUUUUAUUUUUAGGACAGGAAGGUACAUCUUUAAUGCGACGGAAACAGAUAAAACUUUGAAAUACAUGGAGAAAUUUUCAACGCUUCAAGAAUACAUGUCCACACUGUCACCAACAAUUUUUAUUUUUCACAUUUUCUUAAGCAUAUUUUUCGGAGUGAUUGAGCUGUUCAAGCUCACAAUCUGCGAUGCCAAUAAUCAUUUUUUCUACUUUAUUGUCAUCUCAAUGCUUUGUGGAUGUCGUGACGAUGUAACAAAAUAUUUUCAGUCUGGAAACAUCCUGCACAUUGAAAAGUGGCUCAACAACUAUCAUCUUUGCAUGAGAUUCUUGCAAAAAAUCAACAACUUGACAGCGCCUAGCGUGAUCGCGACUGUUGUUUUAUGUACUUUUCAAGUCUGCUUGUCUGAUUACAUUGCUGCUAUGGGCGUUGUCGAUCCGUACCACGCUUUCAGUUUCUUUGUCAUCGGAGUCCUGUCUUUACUGCAAAUAUUUAUUUAUUGUUACUUGGGCCACAAGAUUCGCCAAGUAGUUUCUGAAAUCCACACUACCGUGCACAGGGGGCAAUGGACCCGACAGCCAAAACAAAUUCAGCACGCGAUAAUGAUGAUUGCGAAUUUGACUGACGGGCCAAACUGCAUGCCGCGCAUCGGCGCUCCGUUUUUCGAUCUCUCCAUGGAAUUUUUCGUUUCGAUUAUCGGUGUCACGAUAACCUAUCUUCUGGUCCUACUGCAGUUUAAGUAAUAUUGUAAUCGGAAAAAUGAAAAGUCUAAUUACAAGUGUAUGCAGAAGUUUAAAUAAAAUAAUACCUAAAC
This is a messenger RNA of Cloeon dipterum, 4347 nucleotides long. RefSeq lists its product as uncharacterized. Gene Ontology annotation, molecular function: olfactory receptor activity; odorant binding. NCBI's taxonomy places the organism in Eukaryota, Metazoa, Arthropoda, Insecta, Ephemeroptera, Baetidae. The coding region runs from base 1157 to 2365 and encodes 402 amino acids. Gene Ontology annotation, cellular component: plasma membrane. The record is from RefSeq and is a predicted model, not a curated record. The transcript is spliced from 11 exons. Gene Ontology annotation, biological process: detection of chemical stimulus involved in sensory perception of smell; sensory perception of smell.